This is a messenger RNA of Anopheles bellator, 971 nucleotides long. RefSeq lists its product as uncharacterized. Lineage: Eukaryota; Metazoa; Arthropoda; Insecta; Diptera; Culicidae. The coding region runs from base 64 to 873 and encodes 269 amino acids. The transcript is spliced from 3 exons. The record is from RefSeq and is a predicted model, not a curated record.
CCUUGUUUUGGCGAUUGGAAAACUCUGCUCUGCUCUUGUUCCACUGUAAACUCUACCGUAAAGAUGAGCAAAGCGGUGCUGUGGCAGCGCGGUGAGAUACUGGAGAUGCUGUCUAUCGUACGGACCAGCGGAAUCGGAUUCCUGAACGGUACACGCAGCAACCAAAACGGUGAACUGUUCCAGCAUAUCGUGCAACGAAUGAAGGCCAGUGGCAAAUUCCCUCACCGCGAUGCGGCGCAGAUCGAGACGAAAUGGAAAGUGCUGACGGGGGUUUACGAUCGAAUCAAAAGCGACGACCGAAAGCCGGCUUCGCAAUUCGAGUUUUACACCGAGAUGGACGAAAUCUUCGAACUGGCUGCGAAGCGCAACAAGACGGAAACGGCGGCCGGCGUCCAGCUCCAGGGUGUGGAGUCCCUCGCCCCCAUGGAAUUCUACACGGUCACCAACGAUGGGUUUUUGACCGAGGACACCGAGGACCAAGUGAUUGAGGAAGUCGUAUUCGAUUCCCAGGACGGGAUAGAAUUCGCGGAACUUGCCGCCCAACCGGCUCGUACGAGGCGCAAAAAGUUGACAGCCGAAAAUAUGCAAGCGCUUCUGGACAAGAUAGCGGAGAUGCAGCGAAAGCAUCACGACGAUUUCAACAAAAAGCAAAUGGAUGUCAUCGAAACAGAGUUCGAGGCGUUCCGGACGAAGGAAAGGGAUCACAUGUUACAACUGAAACUGGACAUGGAAGUGCUCAAGACGAGGUACCUCGAACGGAUUGUGAAGGUGGCCCGCGGCGAAGCAUCCGCUGCUGACGUCCUGGAAGAGGUGAAGCCGGUGACAGCCCAGCCGAGCAAGCGGCGGAAGACGUCUUUCACGAAACGUAAUUAACCGCGUGGAGCCGAAGUGGGGCGCGGUUGGUCAAGUAAAAUUCAUAGCGUUCGUAAGCUGGAUAAAGGACAAUGUGAUGCAUACGAGAUGAGUUGAAU